Messenger RNA from Haliotis rufescens (red abalone), 1376 nucleotides. RefSeq lists its product as uncharacterized. NCBI's taxonomy places the organism in Eukaryota, Metazoa, Mollusca, Gastropoda, Lepetellida, Haliotidae. The transcript is spliced from 9 exons. The record is from RefSeq and is a predicted model, not a curated record. Bases 58 to 597 code for a protein of 179 amino acids.
CAUCUGCUUCCUGUAUCCAAGGAGACUUGCAGGCUGUCGUACUUUUGUUCACAGCAUAUGCAAGCUGAGUCUUUCUUCAUCGAUUGUAACAUGGAGCGGGAAUGUCUGUUACUUGUGGCAGUGAGUCAGUUAAUCCUUGGACAGGGUAAUUCUACUUCUGCUUAUGGAAGAAUAUCCACUGAAAGCACAACAACUUAUGCUGGAAGUAUACCCACUGAAAGCACAACAACUUAUGCUGCACAAACAACAACUGAGUUAAUCAGUCCUGGAAUUUCUGAAAGCCCCCACAAGUCGUACCUUGGUGUCGGAGUUGCCAUAGGUGUGAGUGUUAUGCUGAUUGUGGAUGCCAUCUGUCUGGCACUGGCGUUUAUCUUCAGGUACAAACUAGCAGCCAGAGUAGCAGGGACAAAGGAAACGAGUGAUACACAUAUGAGUAGAGUACAAAUAUCAUCUCCCGUCGCCAUAACAGGCAGAGACCAGACGCAAUCACAAGAAGACCGCUCACCAGCAGCUAGCAUUGAGUAUGAAGCUCUACAGAGAGAAAAUGUGGAGGCCCCUCACACGUAUGAGCAGAUGCACUUCUACCAGAAUUUGUGAGCAAUUGAAACACCUACAGUGAAACGUCAACGUGUCAUCAAGACCCAUAUGGAAGAAGCACUGCCUAUUUGGUUUCUAUAAUUAAAUACCACAUGGAGAUGCCUUUACGAGCAACUCACAUUCUCUGAGUGUUCGUUUUACAGAAACUACAUAGCACCAUAAGACAUUAUUCUGAACAGUUGGAGAUAUCAUUAUUGGAAAAUUAACGUCUGCAUCUCAAAUACCAUUGUUUGCACACUUGCAUUAUUCAUAUCAUUUUAUUUAGACCAUAAAUCAUGGUUCAAGUGACUUUCUAAUCAAGUGUGGCACAGAUUGAUUAUAAGCAAAUGAAAUAAAUCAUAAAUAAGCGUAAUAAGGAAACAACUAUUUGUUUUGUCUUGUUGAAUAGGGUAUUUAUUGUUGGAGUACAUUUAUGAUUUUAGAUGAGGAACUGGACAACGAGACAGUUAUAAUUUGAGAAAAAAUUGCAAAAGGGCAACAAAGUGUUCAUUCAUUCAUUUGUGUUCCCUUAGACAACGACUCGGUCACCUGUAUCCCCUGUUCUGGGCCGGGCAAUAGUUGACCUUCAAUACUGUUAAGAAGAAAAGUUUGAAAAUAUUAGAUAGAUACUAUACUGCAAUACUAUUUCUUGAAAAAUAUUUUUACUAUCUUCUGCUAACUCUCAUAACUAUAUGUAAAUCUAUACAAAGGAAUAUUUCUUAAAAUAUUUCAACAAGAAAUAUAUACACUGCGUCUGUUCUGUGAAAUGUACAUACACCCAAUAAAGUCCUGUUACAAUG